GAUAGUUGUCUUUCGUAAGUUGCGGAACUUGCGAUUGGAUCGAACUCGUCGACGCCAUGAUAUCCCGGCUCUGAUACCACUUGUUCCUAGAAUGAACACAUUCUAGAACAAGUUUAAUAUCCAACAGCGCUUUCUAUCUUGAGUUUUCCGGGAAAAAUGGGUGAAGAAGCUCGAGUUCUGGAGAUGGCGAUGAGCGAGGAGAACUCAACGAGUCGAAACGGUUUCGUUCAAGGCGUGAUCGUGGACGUAUUCCCGCUUAGCCGCUACUACUUCGGUUGCCGAGGUGCUCUUCCCGUGAAGGACGAGACUCUAUCUGAUCGCGUCGACAGAUUGAAAUCAAAUUAUGCUGCUCAUGGGUUGAGAACUUGUGUCGAAGCUGUUCUUCUGGUUGAGCUGUUCAAACAUCCACAUCUGUUGCUACUUCAGUUUAGGAACUCUGUCUUUAAGCUUCCAGGUGGUCGCUUGAGACCCGCAGAAUCUGAUAUCGAAGGACUGAGACGGAAACUUUCAUCAAAGCUCUCAGUCGAUGAAGAUGCCAUUGUCCCGAGUUGGGAGGUAGGAGAAUGCAUCGGGAUGUGGUGGAGACCUGAUUUCGAGACAGUGAUGUAUCCGAUCGUGCCACCCAAUGUAAACCGACCAAAGGAAUGCGUUAAGCUAUUCCUAGUGAGGCAACCAGUGACUCAGAAGUUUUUUGUGCCUAAAAACUUCAAGCUCCUUGCUGUUACGUUGUGCCAGAUUCACGAAAACGCAAAGACAUAUGGGCCGAUAAUAUCGGAGAUCCCUAAGCUUCUUUCCAAGUUCUCCUUCAACAUGAUGCAGAUCUGAAGGCAAUUCCAUAUGUGUGUGUGUUGAAGAAGCUUCGACCUCGUAUGUUUGGUGAUAUCCUUAUAGGCCCUUUGUGUAUGAUAGUUGUAUAGGAAUUGGCAUAGCGUGUAACCUUUGUGAAGGACUUGAUCUUGUUGGUGAGAUAUGGAAAGCUUUUUGCAGUUCAAUAAUAUAUAUUGAAAUGAAACCCAAACGCCAAAACUGCAAACGGGCAAAGAGCGUUUCACGAUGCGUUUG
Tarenaya hassleriana is the source of this 1062-nucleotide messenger RNA. RefSeq names its product pre-mRNA cleavage factor Im 25 kDa subunit 1. The record is from RefSeq and is a predicted model, not a curated record. Gene Ontology annotation, molecular function: mRNA binding. Bases 157 to 825 code for a protein of 222 amino acids. Gene Ontology annotation, cellular component: mRNA cleavage factor complex. The transcript has 8 exons. Lineage: Eukaryota; Viridiplantae; Streptophyta; Magnoliopsida; Brassicales; Cleomaceae.